AUGAAUCUACAUAUGCAUGAGACCUUUCAGGGUGCAGCCCAGAGUGCCAUCAAACGAAGCCAGAAUGAAACUAGGGGCUGUACCUCUAAUAUUGAGAGUUUCCUGAACUCAAUUGACUCAAUUGCUGUCGGGGAGACACUCUAUCUCACAUCACUUGAGGCUCCAGAAAAGCUCCUUCAUAUUCAACUUUGCUGGUGGAAAUUCCUUGAAUGCAUAAGUCAACAGGCAUGCAGAGGGUUGGCGUCCGUUACAAAGAAUAGUGGUCAUACAGCAUUGAUCAGUUGUGCGCCAUUGUUCCUACUGGAUAUUGAAUUUUCCAACAUUUGGCUGAAAUUUGGGCUCACAAGGUUUGCAUGUCGCCAAGAACUAUAUAUGGUUUCUGACUACGUAUUAUCACUCGAUAGAAGGUUACUUUCUGUACGUUUCAACUCCUCAAAGGACUCUCUGCAAGAAAUAAGGGCAAAUGAAGAUCUGCUAUUACACGAUACGCAUCCCUUUCCGCCCCAACUGGAUGUUUCGAUUCCAGCAGCUUGCCAGAGCAACCCAAGCGUUACCGUGCCUGUUCUGGCAACUUCUAAUCCCCAUCCAGUUACAUACGAACUCACAUUGACAAAGUCUGAGGUGACCUAUCUAAUUGGCAAAGCUGGAGCGCGCAUCCAAUCUACCAGAGAAAGCACAGACACUACAAUCAAGAUCUUACCUAUUGCUAACAAGCUCUCAUCUCAAGCGCUAAACAGACCAGAAUCAGUCGUGCAAGCGAUUAUGAUAACGGGUGACCUUUACACAGUAGCUCUGGCGAUGGCCACAAUUGAAACACAACUGUCAUUACAUCGAACUUCUCCGCGAAAAGAGCUCUGA
Molecule: messenger RNA, 858 nt
Organism: Zygotorulaspora mrakii
Lineage: Eukaryota; Fungi; Ascomycota; Saccharomycetes; Saccharomycetales; Saccharomycetaceae
Gene: MER1
Product: Mer1p
Exons: 1
Coding region: 1-858 (285 amino acids)
Molecular function (GO): RNA binding
Source: RefSeq, a predicted model, not a curated record